CAUCCCUUUCCCACUUGCUCCCACUCUCCAGCUUUCCCGAUCCUCCCCGCUUCUGCUUUCCCAGUCUUUGCAAAUCUUCAGCCUACUCUUCCACUUUUUGCACAUCCCUUUGCCCCCCUCCCCUCUUCUUCCCCCAAUGCUCACGUGACGAGGCAAGGGAGUGUUUCUGAGGCACUGCACCAACCGGCUGAAUGGCCUCCCACGCUGCUACUCUGUGAUCCGGUUGAAACCUUUUCUCCUUAUGUCUCAAACGUUAUCUGUGGCUUUGCCGGUGACUUCCCAGCCCCGUGUGUGUGUUCCCCACAACUAGAAAGGGAACCCUGCUCUCUGUACCUGAGCGACUGGCCUCUGCGCGUGCUCGCCUUCCCUCAUGUAAGCACUCGCCUCCGUCUCUUACACUGUCCCCAUUCUCAGCUUGUGGCUGGCGUCUUUGCCCACGCUGUGUGUCACCCAUCUCCUGACCUGGUGGCGUGUGGAGUUUGUGCUCUGAGAUGUUUGGCUGCAUCGAGACACAAAACAAGGAGGUGCUCACCGUUGUCACCUUGGCGUCCGAGUGUCGGAGCCACGAAUCAAUGGUUCAUCCCAGCUGUGAGGGGUGACAUUCCGCCCGGAUGUGCUGCCUACGGUUUUGUGUGUGAUGGGACCCGUCUGCUGGUAUUUGGAGGCAUGGUGGAGUAUGGAAAGUACAGCAAUGAUCUCUUUGAACUGCAGGCCAGCCGGUGGGAGUGGAAGAAACUGAAGCCCAAACCGCCCAAGAAUGGGUCGUUGCCGUGUCCACGCCUAGGUCACAGCUUUUCCCUGGUGGGGAAUAAAUGCUACCUGUUUGGAGGCCUGGCCAAUGACAGCGAGGAUCCCAAGAACAACAUUCCACGUUAUCUGAACGAUGUUUACAUAUUGGAGCUGAGGCCCGGCUCGGGGGUACUGAGCUGGGACAACCCCAUCACCUACGGAGUGCUGCCCCCCCCACGGGAGUCUCACACCGCCAUCAUCUACACCGAGAAAACUCUGAAGAAAUCCAAGUUGGUCAUCUACGGAGGCAUGAGCGGUUGCAGGCUCGGAGACCUCUGGACAUUGGACAUCGAUACACUAACGUGGAACAAACCGAACGUGAAUGGUGUUUCCCCACUCCCACGGAGUCUGCACUCGGCUACCGUAAUCGGCAAUAAAAUGUAUGUAUUUGGAGGCUGGGUCCCGUUGGUCAUGGAAGAUGUGAAGGUAGCCACUCAUGAGAAGGAGUGGAAAUGCACCAACACGUUGGCUUGUCUCAAUCUGGACACGAUGACCUGGGAGCCGGUUGUGAUGGAGACGCAGGAGGACAACCUUCCCCGAGCUCGUGCAGGCCACUGCUCGGUCGCCAUCAACUCGCGGCUGUACAUCUGGAGCGGGAGGGACGGAUACCGCAAAGCCUGGAACAAUCAGGUGUGCUGCAAGGACCUGUGGUACCUGGAGACAGGUAGGCAGGAGCAGACUGCAACCCUGCUCCCUCUAACACUCCACUCUCCGAACAAUCUCCAUCUGCCCUCUAACAAGUCCCCAACCCACACUCUCCCCUCAGUUUCUCUCUCCCUGCCAGGUCCGACGGCCGUUCUGCGGGUGGCCUCUCCUCAGGCGCCCACCGUCCUGUCGAGUGGGAGCUCCCUGAUCGCCGUGCGGCCAACAGGGAACCAGGGGAAGGUGCCGGUCCCCGUGACAACGCUGUCUAGUGGAGUCCACAUGGUAGUGUCAGCCCAGGGCAGCCAGGGCAUGACCAUCGGAGGCGCGACGCAGAUGAGUGGGAUGGCAGCACUGGCGGCUGCCGCAGCGGCCACGCAGAAGAUCCCUCCGACCACCAUCUCCACCGUGCUCGGCGUGCCCGGCUCGACCAUGAUCAAGACGGUGGCCGUCGCUCCCGGUUCCACGCUGCCAGCUACUGUCAAGGUGGCAUCCUCCCCCAUCAUGGUGAGUGCCGCUGUGUUGGUCAGCCUGGGCCGGCAUCAGCAUUUAUCCGCGACAGGAGCAUCCCUUAUUGCCCCCCACCCCCCCCCCGAUGAGCAGGUGGUGGUGAGCCGCCCCUUGACCAGCAGCAAACCUCACCCCCCCCCCCCCCCCCCCACCCCGGGUGGUACCCCAGGGGUCACGAGCAAUACUGGCAUGAAGUCUCCGAUCACCAUCUUCACCACCAAGGUGAUGUCAACGGGCACCAACAGCCCCGCCAAGAUCAUCACCGCUGUGCCAAAGAUCAGCGGAGGAACAAGCCAGCAGGGGCUGACACAGGUAUUACUAAAGGGAGCCCCGGGGCAACCGGGAACCAUUCUGCGCACCGUCCCGGUCAGCGGUAUGCGGUUAGUGACACCGGUAUCGGUCUCGGCAGUGAAACCAGCUGUCACCACGCUGGUAGUUAAGAGCACGACGGGUGUGACCACCUUGGGCACGGUGACGGGCUCUCUCGGAGGGGCUGCUGGCGUGGGCGCCCCCACCAGCCUGGGCACCUUCUCCAGCCAGCUGAUCAACUCGGCGGUCAUCACCGUGUCGGCCGCUCAGUCCGGCCUCGCCACGGCCAGCACGCCAACCGUCGCCAUGCAGGCUGCGUCAGAAGCCACACGAGUCACAUUAAUUGCUGCGCCCACCGGGGUGGAGACGUCAUCAAUCCAGGAGUUGCCCGUCACCAUCCUUGCCUCCCCUACAAUGGAGCAGCCCUCACUGGUGCACGUGCCUGAGAGCGGGCAGACUGAGGGCCAGGCGUCCGGGAGCCCGCCCUUGGUUUGCUCCAACCCUCCCCACGAGACGUCCGAGACCAACACCACCAAUACUGCCACGACAGUCACUGCCAACAUGGGCGCCAACCAGGUCCAGCCUCCGCCCACCAACGCGCAGGGCCUCCCGGAGACAGUGCACGGGGAGACCGCGACAGCGGGCACAACCAACACGGCAACCACGGUGUCUGCAGCACAGACCGGGGCUAACACCACGGUGACACAAUCUACUCCAGCUCCCGGGCCCUCCAUCCCGGGCGUGGCGAGGAUAUCGGAAGGCACAGACGUCACAACGUCGACGGAACAGCCCAGCCCCUCGACCGGCGAACAGCCUCUGGCCCCAGACCCAGUCUCUGGCCCCCAGUCGGCUCCAGGGGAGAAGGCAGUGCCGCCUGGCUCAACGGCAGAGAGCGGGCCCCCACUGCAGACCGGCGAGGGCACAGCAACCGAACAGCUGGCACCCCCCCAGGAGCUGAUGGCGGACGCGGUGACAGGGCUGACUCCAGAAGAGCUGGCAGUCACAGCAGCUGCAGAGGCAGCCGAGCAGGCAGCUGUCUCCCAGGAGGUGCAGGCCCUUGCCCUCCAGGCUGUACUGCAGGCUGCCCAGCAGGCUGCGAUGGGUUCCGGGGAAACGAUGGAGAUGCCAGAUGCGAAGCAGCAACCGGCCGAGACGGAUUUGGCCCAGCUGAGUGCAGUGCCCAGCGAUGCCCAGCAGGCAGCGCUCCCACUGGCCGUGCUGGCUCAGCAUGAUCUGGCAGUCCUGGUACAACAGCAGCAGCCGCAGCAGCAACAGCAGCCACAGCAGCUCCUGUCAGCCGGGCCCAGUCAGCCCCAGCUACCCACUGAAGCCCUGGCACCCGCAGACAGCCUCAACGACCCCUCCAGCGAGACCAACGGGCUUGGCGAGCUGGCGGUGCCCACCGUCAAUGUUGGCACCCACCCGCUCCUCCCCCCAACCACCACAGAGGGCCUGGCACCGUCCAGCUCUCUCGCCUCUCCGCAGCCGGUCUCAGCGGCGAGCCCCAGCAAGCUGCAGGCGGCUGCGACCCUCGCCGAGGUCGCCAACGGGAUUGAACCCUCGACCACGAAAGGGGAUGCGGCCCCUGUCACCCCGAAACCCCCCGUCAAGAAGGAUACGAACCAGUGGGUCGAUGUUGGUGUGAUCAAGGGCACGACCACCGUGGUGACCCAUUAUCACUUACCACCGGACGGUUCGCCUGCCAGAGACGAUGAUUCCACACCGAUGCCAGACUACAGCCAGAUGAAGCAGCAGGAGCUCCAGCCGGGCACUGCCUACAAGUUCCGGGUGGCGGGCAUCAAUGCCUGUGGGCGCGGGCCGUUCAGUGAGAUCUCCGCCUUCAAGACGUGUUUGCCUGGUUUCCCGGGGGCUCCGUGUGCCAUUAAGAUAAGCAAGAGUCCAGAUGGAGCCCACCUGACGUGGGAGCCGCCCUCCAUGACAUCGGGAAAGAUUAUCGAGUACUCGGUGUACCUCGCCAUCCAGAGCACCCAGUCGAUGGAGCUGAAACCGAGCAGCCCAGCGCAGUUGGCCUUCAUGAGGGUGUACUGUGGGCCCAACCCUUCGUGCCUGGUCCAGUCGGCCAACCUGUCCAACGCCCACAUCGAUUACACCACCAAACCUGCCAUCAUCUUCAGGAUAGCAGCCAGGAACGAGAAAGGGUACGGUCCCGCCACGCAGGUCAGGUGGCUCCAAGGUAGGUUCGGAAACAGCGCCUGCGUUACCCCACUCGCUCUCCUCCAUUAUCCCCCCCGCCUUCGCUCUUUAGUCUUUAAGUUAGCAAUUAUUGAAGUGAAUGAGCGGAUCCCAGCAACUAUCAUGAGGGGACAGUGA
This is a messenger RNA of Chiloscyllium plagiosum (whitespotted bambooshark), 4581 nucleotides long. Lineage: Eukaryota; Metazoa; Chordata; Chondrichthyes; Orectolobiformes; Hemiscylliidae. The record is from RefSeq and is a predicted model, not a curated record.